Procambarus clarkii (red swamp crayfish) is the source of this 1365-nucleotide messenger RNA. RefSeq names its product zinc finger protein 595-like. The record is from RefSeq and is a predicted model, not a curated record. Gene Ontology annotation, molecular function: DNA-binding transcription repressor activity, RNA polymerase II-specific; RNA polymerase II cis-regulatory region sequence-specific DNA binding. Gene Ontology annotation, cellular component: nucleoplasm. Gene Ontology annotation, biological process: regulation of transcription by RNA polymerase II. NCBI's taxonomy places the organism in Eukaryota, Metazoa, Arthropoda, Malacostraca, Decapoda, Cambaridae.
AUGAGUACCUCUUAUAAAGAUUACGAAGACGUUAUUGACAUAUUCACUCAACUUGACAAUCUUUCGAAAGAGAGUGAUGUGUCUGUCACGACUCAUCCUCUGCAUGAGGAGACUGAGGAACAAGGCGCCAGAAUGCUGCGGUACAUUAGUGAGACGUCAGCAGUGUGUCCCAAGGAGUCUGGGCAAGAAUUUACACUACUGAAGCCUGUGGAAGACACUGGUGAGAAGUUAGAAGACUCAUCCUCUGUCACGACUUAUCCUCUGCAUGAGGAGACUGAGGAACAAGGCGCCAGUAUGUUGAGGUACAUUGGUGAGACGUCAGCAGUGUGUACCAAGGAGUCUGGGCAAGAAUUUACACUACUGAAGCCUGUGGAAGACUCUGGUGAGAAGUUAGAAGACUCAUCCUCUGUAACGACUUAUCCUCUGCAUGAGGAGACUGAGGAACAAGGCGCCAGUAUGUUGAGGUACAUUGGUGAGACGUCAGCAGUGUGUCCCAAGGAGUCUGGGCAAGAAUUUACACUACUGAAGCCUGUGGAAGACUCUGGUGAGAAGUUAGAAGUGAGUCCCAAGUAUGGGGAAGGAUCUACAGUACUGAGGAGACGAAGGGCUGUACAUAGUGGUGAGAAGUCAAAAGUGAGUCCCAAGUAUGGGGAAGGAUCUACAGUACUGAGGAGACGAAGGGCUGUCCAUAGUGGUGAGAAGUCAGAAGAGAGUCCCAAGUAUGGGGAAGGAUCUACAGUACUGAGGAAAAGGAGGGCUGUACAAAGUGGUGAGAAGUCAGAAGAGAGUCCCAAGUAUGGGGAAGGAUCUCCACUACCGAAGAAACGGAGGGCGGUACGUAGUGGUAUGAAGCCUACGUUAUGUGACCGGUAUCCUGGUGAGAAGUCAGAAGUAUUUCCCAAGUCUGGCCAAGAAUUUCCACUACUUAAGACUGUGGAACAAGGCAGGCUGGGGCAUACUGGUGAGAAGUUAGAAGCGUGUCCAGAGUCCGGGGAAAGAUCUACACUACUGAAGAAGCAAAUGGUGGCAGAUAGGCCGUCAUGUUACCAGUGUGGGAAAACCUUCAGCGACCGCAGUGGCUUAAACAAGCACAUGCUCGUCCAUACUGGCGUUAAAUCUCACGUGUGUGAAGAGUGUGGGAAAAAGUUCCUUCGAAAUGAUUAUUUGCAGCAGCACCUGAUGGCCCACAGUGGUGAUAAACACUUCCUGUGCAAGCACUGCGGGAAAAGAUUCUGCCGACUUGGCAACUUGAAUGAUCACAUGAUGGGACAUAAUGGUGCGAGACCUCACAUGUGUCAUGUGUGUGAUAAACUAUUCAGCAGACCGGACUAUCUGAAGGACCACAUGGUGGUUCAUAUGAUUUGA